Molecule: messenger RNA, 5268 nt
Organism: Plasmodium malariae
Lineage: Eukaryota; Apicomplexa; Aconoidasida; Haemosporida; Plasmodiidae
Product: regulator of chromosome condensation, putative
Exons: 1
Coding region: 1-5268 (1755 amino acids)
Source: RefSeq, a predicted model, not a curated record
AUGAGCGAUCAGAAAUGCUCGGAAAAGGAAAAGGAGUUGAGCCGAAGCGCAAGGAUCCACGUGAACAGUGAGGAUAUAAGUAAUGAUAGCGAGGAAAAAGAAGAUAACAUAGUGGUGGAUGUAAAAAGAAAAAACUGUUCACAGUAUAACAUUUUAGAACAAUUGUCUAUGUUGAGUAAAAAGAAAAAAAAGUUGAUAAAAGAAAAAGAUACAUGGGAUGUCUUAUCAAAUAUAUCUAAUUAUUCUUCAGAUAACAACAAAGAAACAGAAAAAAAAAAAUUGUUAAUAUGUAUGGGUAAUAAUAAUUUUGGUCAGUUAGGUUUCGACGAGAAUGGGAAAAUUGGGGUAAUAGAUUUUUCUAAUAUACCUAUAUACAAAUAUUUUUCUUCAUAUAACGAAACAAAAAAGAAAUUAAAAAAAUAUAAUAAUAUUGCAAAAGAAAUAAAAAAAAAGAGGAAUAAUGACUCUUCUUUUAUGCAUUUCAAGCGAUCAAAUAAUUCUCUACGUUAUAAUGAAAUGUAUAACAAUAUAUUAACAAGACUUCCUAGCGAUUUUAAUUUGUCGACUAUUAGGAGAACACACAAUACAGCUACCUUUAAGAAAAACAGAAGUAAAAGUCGACCUCAUAAUGGAGUGGAAGAAAAUAAAGUGAAUACAAGUGGUAGUUGUGAGAAGAAUAAAAUAUGCAAUGAACAGAUGAUUAGCGAUGAUAUAACAGGAAAAAAUGGUGUAGAGAAAUGUUCCUCCAAGAAGGAAGAGAAAAACAGAAAAGAUCAUACAGUGUCAUAUGAUGAAGGACAAGGAGAAAAAAAAAAAAACAGCGAAAUGUCGAGCAGUGUAAAAACGAAUUGUAGUGUUCCAGUUAACCCAAUGAAAUUAAGAAAUACCAAUUAUAUGAAAAGGAACAAGUAUGAGGAAAGCACAAUAAUUAAUAAGAAAAAAAUAAAAAAAAAAACAUUUUCCGAAAAUGAUAAUGAUGCAAAAAUACAUGACGAGAAAAGAACAAAGGAGUAUGAUGAAUUUCUUCAGGUAAAGAAGGAUCAGAAUGGAGGAGAUAAUGGCAAUGGUAGAAGCGGCGAUAGAAACCAUAAUGACAACCAUAAUGACAACAAUAAUGACAACAAUAAUAGCAGUAAUAAUAGCAGUAAUAAUAGCAGUAAUAAUAGAAACAAUAAUAGAAACAAUAAUAGAAACAAUAAUAGAAACAAUAAUGGUGAGGACUAUGGGGGAGGUAGGGAUAAAAGCGAAGAGUUGACUUUUUUUAACCCUAAAGUAAUUAAUUGCGGAAAAUAUCACUCAGGUGUAGUCAGUAAGAAUGGUUUUGUGUGUCUAUGGGGAUUAAACUGCUAUGGGCAGUUAGGAGUGAAUCCUCAAAAAUCUAUUUAUACUUGUUAUAAAAAAACAAAAGUACGAGUAUUAGGAAAGGGGAAAAAGGAAAAUAAAUUAUCAACAAGAAGAUAUAAUAUAUGCUCAUUUUUACGAAAGGAAAAAACUAUUUUAUCACCAUAUAUUUACAAAUUAAUUCCUUUGAAGCAUUUUGGAUAUAAACAUAAAGUAAAAGAUUUAAGUUUAGGUGCUUUUCAUACGAUGUUAUUAACCUACAGUGGGCAUGUCUUUACCUUUGGUUGUAACAAAAAAGCGCAGCUGGGUCUACCCAAUUAUUAUAAUAAAAAAAUAUCGUACACAAGUAAAGCUUUUCUUAUUCCAUCGAGCAGCGAUUCGAAGCAGUUUUCAUCGCAGAGGUAUUGUCACCUGCGGAAUAGUAGCAGCAGCAGCAGCAGCAGCAGCAACAGUCGUGGUUGCAGUCGUAGUGGUGGCCUCUCUUAUAGCCGCACUUGCAGUAAGAACGACGCUACCUUCUUGAGCAAAAAUACAUUCUUCUUUUCUACUCGUUCCAAAUAUGCAAAUAUUGCACGUCCGGUCAUUUACAUAACAUGCGGGGCUUAUCACAGUGCCGUCAUAGAUGCAAACAAGAAAUUGUGGUUAUGGGGAUGGAACAAAUAUGGGCAAAUUGAUAAUACAUAUAUCAAUGAAAAGAUAAAAAUGAGAGAAAGGGAAGAUCAUGACACUUGCAGAAAGAUUGGUAUUAAUUUCUUGGGUUUGAGUAAAUCUGGUGGAAUAAAACAAGAAGAGAAAUGUAAUGCAUUAGGUGAAGAAAACGAAAUGGUAUACUGUAAAGGAAAGGAAAAUGGGAAAAGUAAAAAGAGUAAUAAUAAAAAUGUCAAUAUCCCUAGAAAUAUUAAGAUAAAAAAAAAAAAUAUUCUUCAAGUGAGUUUAGGUAAAUAUCAUAGCUUAUGCUUGACAGAAGAUAAAGCUGUAUAUGUAUGGGGAUAUCUAAAAAAGAGAGAAAAGAAAAAAAAUUGCUCUUACCUAACAUGUCAGGACUCUAUUGAUCAUUAUAAAUAUAUUACACCGUUAACUAAAAUAACUUGUUUAAGUGACUUAUAUAUUUCAAAUAUUACAUCCUCUAGUACACAUACAGCCUUUGUUGCUCCUAUAAAAUAUAGCAAUGAAAAGAGUCCAUUUGUAAUGUCCUUUGAAGAAAGAAGUAUGCUGCAGAUUAGUGAAAGUGCUGGGGAUCGGUACAGGUGUAAUAUAUUACUAAGAGAUGAAAAUAAUAAUGAACAUUUUUUGAAAUAUUUUUCUGAUAAUGUUUUAACAAGAGGGGGUGACAAAGUGUUUUAUGUUAAAUACACUGACUUAUAUUACUUAGUUAAUGUUGAAAGUACUGAUAAUGACCAAGCAGUAAAUAAUAAUAAGGCAGGAAGCAUGUACUACUACAUGAACAAUGAAUACAAUAGUAACAAUAUUUCGAAUAUAUCGAAUAAGUACUAUAUUAGUGGUAGGUGGAAAAAUGAAGGAUGUAGUGAUUUACGUGCAUUUGAUACAAAUAAUAUACAAAAAGGGAGUUACAUUCAAGCCGCUGUUCAUACUACUAUUACGAGGAGCAGGGAAAAGAUAGAAAAUAUAGGAAAAGUAGAAAAGAAAGGAAAAAUAGAAAAGACAGAAAACAUUUUAAGACCUCUGUUCCUUACAAAUGAUAACAAUUUCGAUACUAUAAAUACAUUACAAGUAUAUCAAGUGGCUAUGGGGAAAAACUUUGGCAUAUUUUUAACUUCCUCACCAUCUAUAAAUAAAAUUUUAAAUAAAAAAAAAAUAGAUUAUAUUAAUAAUAUUUGCUCAUUAAAUGUUCUUAGAAACAAAAUCCCUGAGAGGAAUUUAUUUGUCAUAGGUAAUUCCGACCAUGGUCAGGUAAUCCUACCAAGUAACUGCAGACAUACUGCCAUUCCUAUUUAUUUAGACAAGAACAAACUAAUAGAUGAAGUGCUAAUACGAAAUAAAAAAUAUAGCUUCUUAAAUAUAUCAAAAAAAAAAAAAUACUCGGAUCAAAUAGCGUAUAACAGUAAAUUGUAUUACUUAAAAAAAUACCAUGAACGUAUAAAAAAAAGUGCGACAAAUUCUAGCCUCUUAUUUAAUGAAUUCGAUAACCAAAACAGGUUUUCUUUAUUUACAAACACGCGCAGUAGUAAUCACAGCGGCGGUAAGAAAAAGGGCAGCAAUAAUAGCAGCGGUAACAACAACAGCGGUAAUAACAGUAUCAGUAAUAACAGCAGCAGCAAUAACAGCAGCAGUAAUAACAGCAAUGCUAAAAGACUAAUUUCCCUAAGUGCCUGCAAAUUCAGCGAGUUCAGCGCAAGCAUGUACAACAGGAAUAGAAUGUCCAUUUCUCCCGUACAUUCCUCUAGUGACAGGAGUAGUAGCAAUAAUAAUAUUUUCAAUUUCAACCUUAAUCAGAAAAGAAACAUGAAGGAGAGUGAAAAAAUAUUAGCUUCUUCAGGGGAACAAAAUGAUUCAGGGGGAAAUAAAAAGGUACCUCAUAUGAAUAAGGGGCACGGGGAAUUCACCGUAACCCCCACCAUGAAGGGGGACACCAGCACGACCAACAAGGGGUGGAUGAAUGGGUCUUCCAGUAGGUGCAAUAACGAGGGCAAUAUCGAGGGUAAUAGUGGGUCCAUCAGUUGGUCCAUUAAUGGUUCGAUUAACGGGUGCAAUAACGGGUGCAAUAACGGGUGCAAUAACGGGUCCAUUAACGGGUCCAUUAACGGGUGCAACAACAUGUCUAAUAAUGGGUCCAAUAACGAGCUCAAUAGGUCCUCGAACAGUAGUGGAAACAGACCCCAGUUUCACCUCUUCAACAAAAGUAACGUUUCAAGUUUGCAAAAUUCAUGUAAGACAUCUUCUUCAUUACUACGUGACAGUUUGAAUGAAAAUAUGAACAGUGAAGAUAAAAUACGAAUAAAUAGCAACGAUAGCAACGAUAGCAACGAUAACAACGAUAACAACGAUAACAACGAUAGCAACGAUAACAACGAUAACAACGAUAACAACGAUAACAACGAUAGCAACGAUAACAACGAUAACAACGAUAACAACGAUAACAAUAACGAAGUUCUAACAACAAUGCAAAAUAAGAACACAAAUCAGGAUAAAAAAGAGAAUGAUUCAUUAUAUACACUUCAAAAAUCAAGUAUUUAUAAUUCGUCCAGAUGCAGCGAUGCGGAUACAAGUAAAAAGAAGUCUUGUGAAAAAGAUGUUAACAUGAGCAAAGUACAUUCGUGCAAUGGGAAUUAUAAGGAGACAAGUAUAGAAACUAUUACACGGAACAAUAGUACUCCUUCUAUGAAUGAAUUAAAUUAUAACCUUUUUGAAAAUAAUAAUAUAUCGAAUGGUUUAAAUAUGAACACAUAUGAACAUAUGGAAAAUUCCAAACAGAGGGAAUUCUCUUUAAAUUCAUUAGAUAAUUGUGGUACUAGCGAGGAAUACGAAAAAAGAAAAGAAAAAAAAGAAAAAAAAGAAAAGAAAAAUAUAUAUACGCCUAGCAGAUCUUCGACCCACACACAACAACUAGAUGAAGAGAGCAAAUAUUAUUAUUCUUCUCGUAAAUAUAUGAUGAAAAGUUCAUGCAUAAAUAAAAAGGAGUUAUUUCGAAGUAUGAUAUUACAUACUAUUGAAAAUAUAAAUGACAAUUUUUUAAGUAAUCAAAAUGAACAUAUUAAAUUAACUAAUUGUGAACAAGUUAAAUCGAAAUUUAAAGUAUUUAAAAAGAGAAAUUCUUGUCUAUGGAAUUAUUUCACCUAUCAUCAUACUAAAAAAAAAAAUCCCUUCAAUUAUAAUUUAUCUGAAAAUAUUGUUAACAUUACGCUGUUAGAUAUAGCUUGCGGUGACUACCACUCCUUGGUUUUACUAGAAGUCGAUAUGCUCACGUGA